GGAGGAGAGACCGCCUGAGGCCGACGGCCAGCGAGGGGUCCAUGGUCGUAUGCGUAGCAGCUGGGCGGCCGCCGCCCCGCGGCUGCGCCUGUCGCGAGGUCCGCGGUCGGAGCUUCUGCCAUGGCGGCGACGUGCCCGCGGGCCAAGUCGGUCGACGUCGACGUGCUGUACUGCUGGACGUCGGGGGGCGCCAUCGGUGGAGCUCGAUGUACACAGGCUGUGGUGUACACGGGUGGUUGGUGCGCCGGUGGCGCCGACGCACACCGGCGGACGCACGCCGCGGGGCCGCCGUUGCCGUCACCCUCCUGCCCGACAUCCCCCGGGGAGCGACUGCAUCCCAGGAUGAGCAGCACCAUGAGCCUCGGCAGACGUCGCGCCCUGCUUCCCAGCGACCUGCCCCGCCUGCCCCCGGGCGACCUGGCGGACGCGCUGCGGCUCGGGGCGGCCUCCUCGUCGGAGCCCGUCGCGCUGCUGGCGCUGGCGCGCCGGCAGCGGCGCGCCAUUUGUGCAGCGGGCGCCGCCAUGCUCCUGUACGUGCUGUGCGCGACGUGCAGCCCAGCGCUGCUGGUCAUCCUCCUGCUCUGCGUGGAGAUGGGCUCUGGGCGCGAGGAGGACUCCAGAGCCACCGCUCGCGCCAUGGGGCUGCCCACUGGCUGGACGUCCGCAGGGGCGAUGCCGUCGUGGCUGGCCGUGUAUGUCGGCGUGCAGGUGCUGGCCGCCCUGGCCAACCACUGGCAGCUGCACCAGGCUUACCACGCUGGCCAGCGCCUCCGCGCGCAGCUGGUCCUUGCCGUUUUCCAGAGGGCCCUCGCGCUGGAUCCCUGCCAGAGGCCACCCUCCGCACAGGUGGUGAACCUGAUGGCCACCGACGCGCAGAAGUUUCUGGAGGCGCUCCCGUUCCUGCACAACGCCUGGGCCAUGCCUCUCCAGAUAAUCCUCUUUAGCUUCUUCCUGCUGCGUCUGGUCGGCAGUGCGGCCCUGCUGGGCAUCGGGCUACUGGUCGUGCUAGUCCCAGUCGCCCAACAGUGCGCGGCGUUUAUCGGUCGGUGCAGAAAGAAACACAUGGCCGUCGCCGAUCAGCGCAUGUGUCUGUGCCUGGAGCUGCUGCAGGGCAUCAGGUGCGUCAAGUAUUUUGCCUGGGAGAGGCCGUACUUGGCCAGGGUUUUCGACAAGAGGUCGGAGGAGCUACACUGGGCCAUGCGGGAAGCCCUAAUGUUCUCGCUGUCCCUGAUCUUGACCGUAAUGUGCCCCGUCUGCUCCUGGGCCUUAACGCUGCUCGGGUACAUCCUCAUGUACGGGGGAGGCGACCUCACAGCGUCGCGAAUGUUUGGCACGCUCGCGCUCAUCAACGGCCUGCGGUUCCCGAUCAUGGACCUCGGGGCGAUCAUAGCCACCAUGGUCUCGCUGAAGACGUCCUGGCACCGCCUGCAGGGACUUCUGAGUCGACCCAUCGCACAGGCCCCCCCUGGUGGCCCCGCGGCCCCACACGCAGGCGCGCUCCUGUCGCUGUGCAGCUGCUCCUUCGGGUACACGGGAGCAGGCCCCCAGCGGGUGCGAGCGGUCCUGCAGGGGGUGGGCUUCUCCGUGCGGCGCGGGGAGCUCGUGGUGGUGGCCGGCAGGGUCGGCAGCGGAAAGUCCACGCUGCUGCAGGGGGUGGUCGGGGAGGCGGUGCUCACGUCGGGCAGGAUGCGUGUCGACGGGCCUGUGGCGUACUGUCCCCAGCUGCCAUGGGUACUCAACGCCACCGUUCGCGACAACAUCCUGUUCGGCGCCGAGUUCGAUGCGGAGUGGUACGACCGGGUCGUCGAUGCAUGCUGCCUCGAGGUGGACCUGCGCCAGAUGGAGAACGGCGACCUCACGGAGAUCGGCGAGCGCGGCGUGACCCUCAGCGGCGGCCAAAAGCAGCGCGUGGCCAUGGCGCGCGCCGCCUACCAGCGGCAUUGCGGGCUGGUGCUGCUCGACGACGUCUUCUCGGCCCUGGACGCGCACACCAGCCAGCGUGCGCUCGGGGCGCUGCUCGGCAGGGAGCGCGGGCUUCUGCGGGACCGCGCCGUGGUGCUCGCGGCGCACGGCUGCGCGGCGGAGCGGCACGCGCAGCGCCUGGUGCGCGUCGGGGCAGACGGCGCCGCGGUCGUUGUCGAGGGCGUCGGCGAUGCCGAGCCCCCGCCGCCGCUUGCGCCGCCCUCUGCGGCCCACGAGGAGGACGGGGAAGCGGCACAGCACCAGCCCGAAAAGCGGCGCAGCGGCUCCGCGGCGAAGCCGCUCAUGCGGUUGGAGGAGCGCGCCACCGGGGGCGUGUCGUGGAAGUGCAUCUGGGCGUACGUUCGCGGCUGCGGCGGUCCCGCGUGGGUGGGGGGCUGUGUGCUCAGCGGCCUUCUGGAGCGCGGGUUCAUGAUCAGCCAGGACUUCUGGCUGGCCGAGUGGACGAGCAACAGCCCAGACGACGACGAGGUGGCAUACUACUACCUUGCGUACAUCGGGAUCGUCACCAUCACGGCGUUGUUUACUUCGCUGACCCGAGUUCUGAUCGGCCUCUACUCCGUCUGGGCGGCCAAGGCACUCUUUGACGCCAUGGCGCUGCGCGUGGUGCGCGCGCCCAUGGGUUGGUGGGACACCACGCCGCUUGGGCAGGUGCUGAACCGUUUCAGCUUCGACACCGACAACAUCGACAGCACACUGGUCACCAAAAUGGUGCCGGCCACGGUGUCGAUAAGCUGGAUCCUCGGGGGCGUAGUUGUCAUCUGCCGGGUGCUCUGGCCCUACUCGCUGGCGGUGGUGCCAGUGCCAGUGGCCAUGUACGUGUGGCUUCUCCAGUUCUCGCGCAGGUCCAUCCGCGAGCUGCAGCGGCUCGACGCCCUCUCCCGCAGCCCACUGCAGUCAAUCUUCGCGGAGACGCUCCAGGGCAUCUCCAGCGUCCGAGCCUACCGCUGCCAAGAUCGCUACCUGCUGCGCCUGUCGGAGUGCGUGGACGCGAACUCGGCGGCCGUGCUGGCGUUCAACACUGCCUCCAGGUGGCUCGGCGUGAGGCUGGAGAUGCUGGCGGCGGCCAUCACGGCCUCGGCCGGCGCCGGGUGCUGGCUGCUCCGGGACCGCCUGCCCCCCGGCCUGGUGGCGGUGUGCUUCCUCUGGUGCGGGAGCCUCGCCAUGAGCCUCAACUUCAACUGCAUGUUCUGGAGCCAGUGCGAGGCCGCCUUCACCUCCGUGGAGCGGGUCGCGCAGUACAUCUCCGGCCCGCCGCUGGAGGGCGCCCACGCCGACCUCGACGCCUGGGCCGCGAGCGCCGCGGCCCCCGCGCGCGCGGCGGCGGGCGCGAGCCUCGCCGCCGGGGCGGGUGCCGCCGGCGGGCCCUGCCUGAGCCUCCGGGGCGUGUCGCUGCGGUACCGCGAGGGGCUCCCGCUGGUGCUGCGCGGCGUCUCGCUGCAGGUCGGCCGCGGGGAGCGGGUGGCCGUGGUGGGGCGCACGGGCGCGGGGAAGUCCUCGCUGGCGGUGGCGCUCUUCCGCCUGGCGCCGCUGGCGGGCGGCCAGGUGCUGCUGGAGGGCGUCGACCUGGGCGCCCUGCCGCUGGACGUCGCGCGCAGGUCCGUCGGCAUCAUCACGCAGGACCCCGUGGUCUUCAGCGGCACUGUGCGGUACAACCUGGACCCCUUCCAGGAGUACGGGGACGACGAGUGCCUGUCGGCGCUGCAGCAGGCACAGCUGGGGCAGACCCUGUCGCUCGACUCCCCCGUGGACGAGGGAGGGGGCAACCGCUCCGUGGGCGAGCGCCAGCUGCUGUGCCUCGCCCGCGCGCUGCUCCGUCGCCCGCGGCUGCUCUUCUGCGACGAGGCCACCGCCUCCGUGGACGCCGAGACGGACGCCUGCGUGCAGCGCUGCCUGCGCGCGGUGUCCGCGCGGCGGCCCUGCGCGCUGCUGACCGUGGCCCACCGCCUGGCGACGGUGGCCGACUACAACCAGGUGGUGGUGCUCAGCGCGGGCCAGAUCGUGGAGGCGGGCCCUCCCGCCGAGCUGCUACAGAGGCCCGGCGGCGCCUUCGCGCAGCUCGCCUCCACGGCCGGCGGCUUCGGCGCCAGCGGCCCGCUGGCCGCCGCCGCCUCGAGCGGCCCCGCGGGCGCCGUGGGCGAGCCGCUCGCGGCGACGGCGCGCCGCGCCGCCGCGGCGGCGGAGCCCGCGCCGCCGCGGUGCGCG
Molecule: messenger RNA, 4185 nt
Organism: Prorocentrum cordatum
Lineage: Eukaryota; Dinophyceae; Prorocentrales; Prorocentraceae
Source: the annotation of a GenBank genome assembly